This is a messenger RNA of Blumeria graminis f. sp. triticale, 99 nucleotides long. The record is from the annotation of a GenBank genome assembly. NCBI's taxonomy places the organism in Eukaryota, Fungi, Ascomycota, Leotiomycetes, Helotiales, Erysiphaceae.
AUGAGUCAGAUGCCAACUCCAUGGAGCUCACAAUACUUAUGCGCAUGGAAAGAAGCCUCCAACAACACGCAGAGCUUAAUAGAAGGCACUAGACAUUAG